Messenger RNA from Trichoderma asperellum CBS 433.97, 1629 nucleotides. RefSeq lists its product as uncharacterized. The record is from RefSeq and is a predicted model, not a curated record. NCBI's taxonomy places the organism in Eukaryota, Fungi, Ascomycota, Sordariomycetes, Hypocreales, Hypocreaceae.
AUGCAACUUAAGAAUGUUCUUACCGGCCUUGUCGGCCUCGCUGUUCUGGCUGACGCUGCUUCCAUCGAGCGCCGAUCUCCAUUUGGCCGCACUUUAGAACGACGCCGUGGUGGUAACAGGGGUGGUAAUCAGGGCAACAAUGGCAACAACGGUGGUAACCAAGGCGGUAACCAAGGCGGUAACCAGGGCGGUAACCAGGGCGGUAACACAAACAAUGCCGGCAGCGGUAGCUUGACGCUGGACUCCAACCUUGUUCAGACUGGUUCCCAGCAGAAUGGUAACAACCCUGGUGGCGAGGGCCAGGCUGCCUCAGCUACUGACAAUACCAACUUCAUCAACUUUUGUCAGGGCAAGACUCUCACCAACGGUGCGCAAGUCAAGACUGGCUCUUGCAACGGUAUCCCCAUGGGUAACAUUCCUUCCGUCAACAACAUGGUUUCAUCUGUUUUCGUGAACCCCCAGAACGGUGACACCAUUGCCUCCAAUAAGACUUUCAAUAUCCAGGUGCAAAUGAUCAACUUUGCCCCUGGUACUUUCACCAACGCCACCAGCACAUACUACUCGGCUCCUCAGGAUGUUGAUGGAAGCGGUAACAUUAUUGGCCACACCCACGUUACUGUCCAGACCACUGGCAACUCCCAGAACCCUACCCAGCCCCUUGACCCUCAGAAGUUUGUCUUCUUCAAGGGUAUCAACGAUGCUGGUAACGGCCAGGGUCUGCUUUCUGCCACUGUUACCGAUGGUCUGCCUGCCGGUAACUACCGUCUCUGCUCCAUGUCUGCUGCUGCCAACCACCAGCCUGUGCUGAUGCCUGUGGCUCAGCGUGGUGCUCAGGAUGACUGUGUCCGCUUCACUGUUAGCGACAACGGCAACGGAGGCAACAACGGUAACAACAACGGCAACAAUGGUAACAACAACGGCAACAAUGGUAACAACAACGGCAACAACGGCAACAACAACAACAACGGCAACAACGGCAACAACAACGGCCAGAACGGCAACAAUGCCAACAACAACGGUCAGAACGGUCAGGGCCAGAACAAUGGUCAGAACGGUCAGGGUCAAAACGGUGCUAGUUCCACAAACAACGCCGGCACUGGCAGCGUUCAAACUGGACAGAACGGUCAGAACGGUCAGAACGGCCAGAACGGUCAGGGCCAGAACAACGGACAGACUGGACAGAACGGUCAGAACGGUCAGAACGGUCAGAAAGGACAGGGCGGUGAGGGCCGUGGCCGAGGUGGACGCAAGGGUGGCAAGGAUGGCAAGGAUGGCAAGGGUGGCAAGGGCAAGAAUGCUGAGGCUGCUACCAGCGUCGCUGCUGGAAAUGCUGCUGCUGCUACCUCUGCUGUUUCCAAUGCUGCCUCUGGAGCCGGUGGUGCCACUGCUGGAACUGCUCUUGGAGGCAUUGCUGCUCCCCCCGUCACCCAGUCUGGCAACACUGACAGACCUUUUGAGGUUCAGGGCAACACUUUCACGACCAAGGCUGCUGCCAGCCAAAGAGCCUGUGACAUUCAGAACAACUUGUGCGCCAAUGCUGUGAACAGCAAGGCAAUCAACGGCGUUUCUGUCGGUGACUGCAACAACCAGAUCCCUGCUUGCGUUGCUGCUCUUUCAGCAUCAUCAUGA